Episyrphus balteatus (marmalade hoverfly) is the source of this 585-nucleotide messenger RNA. Its product is annotated as NPC intracellular cholesterol transporter 2-like. Lineage: Eukaryota; Metazoa; Arthropoda; Insecta; Diptera; Syrphidae. The transcript has 3 exons. The coding region runs from base 67 to 546 and encodes 159 amino acids. Gene Ontology annotation, molecular function: sterol binding. The record is from RefSeq and is a predicted model, not a curated record. Gene Ontology annotation, biological process: sterol transport.
UAAACGCAUAGUUGUUUCAAAAGACUUGGUGUAGCUUCUUAAAGAUCAUUAAAAAUUGAAAGCAAAAUGUUUUUCAAAGUUGCCAUAACCAUUCUUUCUCUCAUAAUUUUUUGUUCAUUAUGCGAAGCAGGAACACCAGUUAGAAGAUGUUCAGGAAAUCAUCCAUUGCCAUUGGAUGUUCAAAUUGAAGACUGUCAAAGUUUACCAUGUGAGGUAACCAAAGGAAGGGUAAAUAAAAUGGACAUGCAAUUUGUUGCAGUUACAGAUGAAACAUAUUAUUUGAAAGCUGAAAUACAUGCAACAGUAUUAGGAAUUACAGUUCCGUUUAUUCUUAGUCCUGAAGCUGCAAAUGUUUGUGGCAAUCUUAUGUAUGGAGCAUAUUGUCCUUUAUAUGCUGAAGAAGAUGUCACUUAUCACAUAGAUUUGCCGAUAGAAAAUAAUACUCCAGAACUUAAUCUCAGAUGUCAAGUAAGGAUUGUGGAUAAGAACAAAGAUGUAGUGGCAUGUUUUGUUACUGAUUUGAAAGUUAGAAAAGAAAGACAAUAAGGUGUGUUUGUGUAUUUUCUUAGAAUAAUAUAGAUUAAU